Messenger RNA from Chaetomium globosum CBS 148.51, 5706 nucleotides. RefSeq lists its product as uncharacterized. Gene Ontology annotation, molecular function: protein binding; phosphorelay sensor kinase activity. The transcript has 5 exons. The record is from RefSeq and is a predicted model, not a curated record. NCBI's taxonomy places the organism in Eukaryota, Fungi, Ascomycota, Sordariomycetes, Sordariales, Chaetomiaceae. The coding region runs from base 1 to 5706 and encodes 1901 amino acids. Gene Ontology annotation, biological process: phosphorylation; phosphorelay signal transduction system.
AUGUCAGGCGGCCCGUUAAGCAGGGCGGAGGGGCCACAGGUACCGAGCCGUACAGGCCCAGGCCCUCACCCGCCCACCAAGAAAUCCAUAUCCUUCAAGUACGAACCCCAGUUCGAACCUGAGACGGCUAGCCUCCGAGGCUCGGCCCCGCACCCCGAGGAACAAGACCCGAACCGGGGUGACGAAACCCCGCGAGGGGAGGCGGGCCCCCCGUCGUCGACUUUCGACCAUGGCCAGAGCAGGGCAGAGAACCUUGUGGAGCCGGGGCCGCGGCCGCGGCCGGGGCCGGAACUGAGGGACUCGCAGCGGCAGUUGAACGAGUAUCGCGAGAACUUGGCACGCCAGAUGGAUCGGAGGGAAUUGCCGCUAAGAGGAGGACAACCGCCCAUGGCCGGGCCCCACAAAAUCUCCCCGAUACAAGAAGAGAACUCCCCGUCAUCCUUACCCCGGUCGUCCGGAUCCGGGUCGGGAUCCGGGUCCGGGUCCGAGCCACCGGCCACCUCGACCUCCGCGACUUCGACAGGGUCUAAUCAUACGAUCCGAGGACGGCAAGCCCCGCCUACGCCUGACAACCGUGAAUUCCCGAGUCCGAACCUUUACGAGUUGGCCCUGAUGCUCUCGGCCGAGCCGGGGUUGGAUGCCUGGUGGCACACCGUGGUGCAAAUAAUGGUUGACGUGUACAAGGCGGAAAGGGUGACCCUGGCCAUCCCGGCCGACCCGACGGACAUUGAGAACGUGCCAUGGGGCCAAAAGGCGACGUACAAUGCCCAUCGCGAGGAUGAACUGAGUGUGGGAUACCUCGCCAGGGGCUCGAGUUUCAUUCCGAGCAGCACGGGUGAAUCUUCGGAACGCUUUCUCCAGACCGGGAUGCCUUCUGCGAAACAGACACCGACCCGUCCCACCCUACAGAGUCGGCAUUCGUUCACAUCGUAUGAACAAACCCGACCGGCCGCAGCAGACGACCGGCCGCCUUCCGAUCAGCGUCGCCCCCAGCUUCUCUCGAGGAGCAAAUCUCACCACCAGCCCGCCAGUCGCGCCCAUGAUGCCAUCGAUGACGGCGAAAACUUGACCAGCCUCAACAGAGAGGCCCUAAAGCAGCACGACGCCCUCGAAGAGGAGAAACAGCAAAUUCCAAGCUGGGAAGUGCCCUUAACAGCCGAAAGGGAAGGGCAUGGGAAGCUGCUCGAUGUGCUACAGGCUCUCGACUACGAAGCUGAUCCCCUGAUUGACCACAACGGCGUCGUCCGUAUUCUGGAGCGUGGCCGCGUGGUUGCCCUCACCAGGUCUUACCCUUACCUCAACAACCAGGAAGCGGCCGGUAAGAAGCCUGUUGACCCUCGCGCCGCAGUGGGAGCCAAAUCGCCCGAGGGGCCCCGUCGGAAGAUCAGGGAACCACGGUCAGAUUCUAUGUCAAAGCUCUCGUCCAUUCUUGAUACGAGGAGUACGAACAAACACCGCCGUCUCCUUGGUCGCAGUCUCCGGCACCGUCUCCCGCCGUCAGGGCCGAUCCCACCGAGAAUCCCUUCUUCGCCGAAGGCCAUGGUCGACGAAGAAUCGUUCAACCCGUCCUCCGCCCCAGCUGAUUAUUCAGCCAUGGUCCCUCCAGAAGCUAUCGGUGUCGACAACUCCUGGACGGUGCUGCACAUUCCCCUUACGCACGUGCUGUUAUCGAGGCCCAACACAUCCUUCAAGCUCGAUCCUUCGCUUAUGGAGCAAAAGAUCUCGCGGAAAAACGGAGAUGGCUCAGCAACUGCGAACCUGUCCCCCGAACGCCCCGUCAAGGAGAAGCACGCGCCCAUUGCGAUCCUGUCGAUCCUGAGCCCCAUCAUCCCCUAUCCUUCUAACCUACGCCACUCCUUGGAACACCUUGCUCCACAUCUUGCCACCUCCUUUUCCCUUGCCCGCCAUUACAGCCACAUGGAGACCGAGCUAAACGGGCUGCAGAAACGCAGACCACACACAACGGGCUUUGGGGCUUUGGGUCCCGACGGGCGCCCGCUGGCCGGCUCCGCCGCGCUAAAUUCGUUUGCCUGCUUGCCCACCGCCGAGGGUGCCGGCUCGCGAGGCUCCAUCGCCGGCAGUAUGACGAGCCCCAGCGAGUAUUCCGGCCCGGCACGUAGCGGCGCCGGCUCUCCCGGUGGGACACCAACCUGGGAUCUGCCCUCGCUCAGUCUCGUCAUGGACAACAAGUGGGGAACUACUGCGAGUCCUGCCCCUGUCACCGCCGACAGCUACUUCAGCUCCAUGGUUAAGAACCCGCCGAACGCUGGGCAGCGGCCGAGAAGGAACUCGCGAGAAACACCUCUCUCGGAGAAACGGUCGUCUCUGCGCCUGUCGACGGGCAAGGUGCAGAUGCACGAUCCGGCUACGGUCAGCCUAGCCAUGACCGAGCCCCGAAGGAGCUCCGAAUCAUUACGGCCCGAGCCAGAGGAGCUCCCAUCCGCCAGCAUUCAGCUGAGACGGUCAGCGCAGGGCGAGAAGAAGGAACAGGCUUUUCCUGGCGAGACGAGUAGUGCAACGGGAUCUCCGGUCGAUAGUCAUCACAAGAUGGUUGCAACACCGAGCUCGACGCCCCACCGUCACACCCAACUGCACUCCUACGGCGCCGACUUUGCGUCAACGUUCCAAUCUCUCCCACCGAGUUCAUCGAUCGGCCGAGGAAUCCCCCACCCUGCGGCGCCGAGUAGAUCCGGGUCGAUGAUGCAAACCGACAUGACACCUCCGUCGGAUAAACUGAAGGGCCUCAUUCUGGACUCUUUGCCCGCCCACGUCUUUGUGGCCUUGCCGCAGACGGGCGAAAUCGUGUGGGUAAACAGCCGUUUCCUCACCUAUCGCGGGCAGACCUCGGGUGACCUGGCUGCCGACCCCUGGGCUAGCAUACAUCCCGACGAGCGGGAAGAAUACCUCCGCGAGUGGAGUCAUUGUGUCCGGACCGGCGAGCAGUUCGCCAAGACGGUACAGAUCAGGCGGUUUGACGGCCAGUAUCGGUGGUUCUAUGCCCGAGCCGUCGCAUCCAAGGACAAGCGAGGCGUCAUCAUGCAAUUUUUGGGGUCCUACAUGGACAUCCACGACCAGCACAUCGCAGAAGUCAAGGCGGCGAGACAGGAAGAGAUAUUGGCCUCCGAGGCAAAGCACCGCCUGCUGGCCAACUUGAUACCGCAGAUGAUCUUCACGGCCACCGAAGACGAGGGCAUCACGUUUGCAAACGAGCAGUGGCUGUCUUACACCGGCCAGGCGCCCUCCGAGGGGGUUCUCGGCCUUGGAUUCAUGGACUAUGUGCACCCAGACGACCUCGCCAAAUGCCGGAUUCCUCCGGGCGGACAAUCGGUUCCCCAGCAGGACGCCAGGGCAGGGCUCAAGAACCACGGCCGCUCCUUCUCGGCUGACUACACCGCUACCCGCCAGGCCGGGAAGCAUUUGUCCGUUCCCGAUGGCGGCAUCAGGGGCUUUGAUCACCCACUGUUGCGAAACAACAGCUCCAGCAGCAGUGGUAGCGGUAGCAACGACGGCUCUCCCUAUGACCUUCCGACCGCAAAUCUCACCGAACUCGCCAAGAAGGGGGUCAUCAAGGUGUCGACCGACAGUAGCGGCCGGCUGUCGUACACGACUGAGAUCCGGCUGCGCUCCAAAAGCGCCACCGACAUCAACGACCUCAAACUCCUCGAGACCAAGCUGAAGGAGGCCAUGGACUCUAAGGGCCGCUUCCUCAGCAACAUGUCGCACGAGAUCCGGACGCCGCUCAUCGGCAUCUCGGGCAUGGUCACCUUCCUACAGGACACGACGCUGAACGAAGAGCAGCGAGACUAUACCAACACCAUUCAGACCAGCGCCAACAGCCUACUCAUGAUUAUCAACGACAUCCUCGACCUCUCCAAGGUAGACGCCGGCAUGAUGAAGCUGAACUACGAGUGGUUCCAUACCCGCUCGCUCAUCGAAGACGUGAACGAGCUUGUGUCGACCAUGGCCAUUGCGAAGCGCCUAGAACUCAACUACGUGGUCGAGGAAGACGUGCCGGCCUGGGUCAAGGGAGACAAGGUGCGCAUCCGCCAAGUGCUGCUCAACGUUAUUGGCAAUGCCAUCAAGUUUACCAGCCGGGGCGAGGUGUUCAGCAAGUGCAGGGUCUUCAACCCCGAGGGGGCGCCGCCGCAAACGGACGAGAUUAUGCUCGAGUUCUCCAUCAUCGAUACGGGCAGGGGCUUCAGCCAGGAAGAAGCCGACCUCAUCUUCAAGCCGUUCAGCCAGAUCGACGGCAGUAGCACCCGGCAGCAUGGUGGGAGCGGCUUGGGGUUGGUCAUCUCCCGACAGCUCGUCGAGCUGCACGGAGGGAGGAUGGAGGGCUCCGCCAUCCCUAACAAGGGAUCCACCUUCACCUUCACUGCGAGGUUCGGGCUGCCUACCGAGGACGAUCAUCCUGACGCUGGGUCGGUUCCUCACCCGACACCGGGGCUAAUGCAGAACACGCCUGUUGUUCCCGCCCCGGCCCCGUCGGCGAGUGCACUCCGCGAGCCGCCUUCUAGCAGCCCAUCAACCACCACGACCGAUUUGGGUUUUACUUCCCCAGCAGCGGCCUCCAGCGGGAGUUCCGAGCUGUCGGCAUCAUCCGGCCGCACCCGGGCAACGGACCGCUCCUCUAUGUCAUCGGUGAACGCGGGCCUAGUGCGCUUUAGCCAGGCAGCCCGGGCCAGUGGACAGGAUCUCUCCCAGAUGAAAUUGGAAAUGCCGAACCGCAGGGGUAGUCCAGGGACCACCACGCCCACUGCUAGCACUGAGAACUCGCUCAAGGAGCAAUCGACGCCGCCCAUGUUUUCCAUCCUCAUCAUCUGCCCGCAGACACACAGCCGCGAAGCGACGACCAAACACAUCGAGAUGACACUGCCCAAGGGGAUUCCGUACAAGAUCACGGCCGUCGCUUCGGUCGAGGAGGCCCACACAUUCAUCAGUGACGAAGACGCAGUUCGCUUCACACACAUUGUCGUCAACCUCCCCACACCGGAAGAAAUCAUCUCUCUCAUGGAGAAGGCCUCGCACUUGGAGCCCAGCGCGCUGGGCAACACGACCAUCCUGAUCCUCUCGGACUCGGUCCAGCGCCAGGCCGUCUCCAAGCUCGUUGCGGGCACCAAGCACGAGGACAUCCUAUCCGAGAACCGGGUGACGUACAUCUACAAGCCGGUCAAGCCCUCCCGAUUCGCCGUCAUCUUCGACCCGGCCAAGGAGCGCGACCUCAGCAUCGACCACAACCGGUCCACGGCCCAGCGGCUGGUGGAGGACCAGCGCCAAAACUACGUCGACAUGGAGCGCCGCAUGGGCGGCAAGGGCUACAAGGUGCUGCUGGUAGAGGACAAUCCCGUCAACCAGAAGGUGCUGCAGAAGUACCUCAGACGGGUUGGUGUCGCUGUUGAGCUGGCCGCCGACGGCGUUGAGUGCACCGAGAUGGUCUUUGAGAAGGGCUGGGGGUACUACGCCCUUAUCUUGUGCGACCUCCACAUGCCGCGAAAAGAUGGCUACCAGGCCUGCCGCGAGGUGCGUGCCUGGGAGGCGCAACGCCGCCGCCUCGGUGCCGAGGGCCCGCCCUUGCCCAUCAUCGCCCUCUCGGCCAACGUCAUGUCGGAUGUCCAGGACAAGUGCGUCGAGGCCGGGUUCAACGACUACGUUACCAAGCCGGUGGACUUUAUUGAUCUGAGUACGGCGUUGGCGAAGUUCUUUUGA